AGUCUACGGCAAGCAGAGAGAGAGAAACGUUGUCAUUGUCCCGAGAGCGCUCAGUGCAGCGGAUACUGCUGGUGAUGUGAUGUCUGCAGAGUUCCUUUCAGGAAGACGAAUAAAUGGCUUUAGAUCAACUUACGGAGAUGAUACAGAGAUGUCGGGUAAUUCCAGAGGAUGGAUUUAAAGUGGAAGAUUAUGAAAUAUUUCAGAAAGCAGGCAAAAACUGCUUGGAGGAAAUGAAGACAGCAGAGAUUUUAGACAUAAUAAAAGAGGAGAAAAAUAAGGUUAUUAUAAAGUGCAUGGGUUGGAAUCUGCUGGGCCCGCUUAUAAAAAUAGUUUUAAAGAAAGACAAAACCAGCCUUCAGCACUGCCUGAGUAUGCUGACACACAUUUUAGAAUUGUGCAGUCCAAAGGAGGUUCUGCUUGGUUUAUUAGAGCAAAUUGAAGAUGCAGACAUGGAUAAAAUUGCAGAAACGAUUGUUCUGCUUCUGCAGCCACUACAGACAGUUCUUUUAAAAUUGGGAAAGAAGAAGCCUCCAUCAGUGGGCAUGUCACUAUCUACAAUUUUAAAUCAGAUUUCUCAGCUUCCAGUACCUUAUACACAAGAACAAGAAGAAGAUGAUGCUCAUGGACUUUGCCAGUGCUGUGUAGCACUACUAACGUUUACCAAGCCAUUUGUGGAAGAAGUUCAACAAAGUUAUACAAAUAAAGUGGUUGGUGAUAUGGAAGAACUGAGAAAUGAACUGCUAAAAUUUUGCAUAAAGUGCUUAAGCAAUCCUUUACUUCAUGCACAGCUGGAAAAGGUACCUGAAGUUGCUGACGAAAUGCCCAUGAGACGUGUUGCAACUGAGAUUGUAGAGAUUCUAUGUUGCACUGGGGAGUCUUUGCCAGCUUUAAUUUUUCAUCGCCUUUUAAGCAAAAAGGAGGAACCCGGCUUUCUUGAAGAAGAUGCAAAAUAUUCCAAGGAUUCUUUAGCCUGCCUUUCAUAUCUUAUAUUUGUUCAACACAUGGGGAUGGAUAAAUUUCCUUUAGUAUUUAGCCCUGAAUUCAUUCUUCAUUGCAAUAUUCUACACAUUGAAACACUGAUGAAACGAAAAGAAGAAUCUGUGUUAUCAAAGGCACUGGACUUGUUUGAAAAAACACUUCUAAGAACAAAUCAAAACAGUGUGACGGUGCAAUUUUUGGAGAUAACAUGUUUUCUAAGUGUGCCACAGGCCUUGGUGCAAAUCAUGACACUCUGCCCUAUUCAGCAUUUGAGAACAAAAGGCCUACAGAUAUUUCAACUCUACAUAGAUAUAUUUGACGUGGAGGGAAAGCACAAGUUGUUCAGAUGCCUUUUGGAGGUCAGCCAUCAUGCUGGUGUUGAAGGCUAUAUCAUACAGAACAUCAAGAAGCAAAUAGACCUAGCUCUUAAGCCAGAUAAUGGUAACCUGUGGUUUUCUGGAGCAGCACUGCUUCCUCUUCUGCGUUUAGUUCUGUUUUUGCCCCAAGGACCUGAAACAGACUUGCUUCAGAAUCUUGACAGGAUUAUGGAGUCACUUAACCUUCUGAGGUAUCUACUUAUACGAGACAAAGAAUAUGACAAUCAAACAGGAAUAUGGACUGAGCUAUACAAGAUUGAGGAUAACUUUCUAAAACCACUGCAUACUGGACUAAAUAUGUCAAAAGCCCAUUAUGAAGCUGAACUCAAGAAUACAAAAGAAAAUAAAAAACAUAGAGAAUCUAAAGAGGAAAAUCCACUCUGCACACUAAGUGUUGCAGGCGAAAAGCUGCCUAAUAUGACCACAGAGAUGCAGCUUCAGGUCCUACAGUCAGCUAUGUUCACUUUUGAUUUAAUAGAAAGUGUCCUGGCCAGAAUAGAAGAGAUCAUCGAGGUGAAGGCAAAAAAAUAAUCAGAAGAAAAACUAGGUCAAAUGAUGCAUCACUGGCACUAUUAUGUCUCUUGCUGUGUAUAGGAUUUUUGACAAAUGUGUGUUUAUCUUUAUAGCAAAAAAAAUCAAUGAAUAAAGAGUAUUUCUAUUUUUUUAUUCAAUAAAAAUAUAACAGUGUGUCAACACCAACAAGUAAA
Molecule: messenger RNA, 2062 nt
Organism: Erpetoichthys calabaricus (reedfish)
Lineage: Eukaryota; Metazoa; Chordata; Cladistia; Polypteriformes; Polypteridae
Gene: glmna
Product: glomulin, FKBP associated protein a
Exons: 19
Coding region: 114-1886 (590 amino acids)
Cellular component (GO): cytoplasm
Molecular function (GO): ubiquitin-protein transferase inhibitor activity
Source: RefSeq, a predicted model, not a curated record